Molecule: messenger RNA, 2634 nt
Organism: Frieseomelitta varia
Lineage: Eukaryota; Metazoa; Arthropoda; Insecta; Hymenoptera; Apidae
Exons: 5
Coding region: 270-1253 (327 amino acids)
Source: RefSeq, a predicted model, not a curated record
CCAUUUUUAUCUUUCCUUGCUUGCGCUAUGAUUGUUGCUGAUCGAAGAGAUUCGUCCAUCGAUCGGGAGAUUAAAAUAUUCCAUUAAUGUUAUAUUUUAUAAUCUCGAAAGUAACACGCUUAUAUUUAACCUAGAAGGUUAUUGAUUUUCCUUCUCCUCCAACUCUGUACAGUAGAUGCCUUUAAUAUGUUCCAUUCACAUGGUGUCAAAUACAAUGUUUGGAACAGUUUAAUGAUCAAGGGGGAUAUUUUGACGUUGUUGUGAGACCAAUGCUGCAACAAGGACAUGAAGGGGAAUUAUGCGGAUGGUUAAAAGAAAUGAGUUUAAUCAGGACUGUCUCUAGUUGUCCACAUCCAGAUUGCAAAGGCAGAAGUCUAGCUUGGAAUCAGGCAAGAAUUGUAGACAAAUACAGUUGGUCGUGCCCCAAUUGUACAAGGAAACAGUCCAUCAGAGAGAACUCGUUUUUCGUUGGAGUCAAAUGUGACCUGAAAAUGUGCCUUCAAUUGAUAUUAGGAUGGUGUCAAAUGAUACCCAGCGAGCUUACUGCCAAUUAUCUAGGCAUGUCUUACUGUGAAAAAAUAAAGAAACACGUAGUUAAGAAAGUAUAUGAGAGAUGCGAUGAAGUUUCGGAAAAUUAUGUGACCAGUCAUCCAGAGGAUUGGGUUCUAGGAGGCCAAAGUGCAAUAUUAAUUGUGGACGAAUUUCCUAAUGGCUAUAUGACUGAGAAUCCAUCUGAUAUAACUAGUGCUAAGAAACGCAACAACAACUCUCACACAAUACUUUGCAUAGCGGAAGCGAAUACAAUACCAACUAGAAUGUGGCUUCACAUGAUUGAAGCAUUCCCAGAGCCAGUGAAGAUAGAUAAAUCACAAGGUGAUGCUGAUAAAUGCAAAAUGGUCAAAGAGGCAUUAAAAGAGAUUGCAAAGCAUAGUGCUCCUGGUAGUUACAUAGUGGCAAACAGUCGAGCUCGUUGUUGUAGUUUUGAAUCAUUGCAAGAAUUGAAACAGUAUAAGGUAAUUAGCGUGGAGCAGCUCCAGAAGUUUGACCCACCAGGGAAAAACAAACUUCUUAAUAAUUUAGAAACGAUUUGGCAAACUGGCGUCGAGAUUUGUGAAGAAAUUCAAGAAACUACGCACACUCUAGGACAGCGUAUAAUAUCGAAACAUUUGUGGAGACAAAGAUUUGGUACGUCUCCUUCUACCGCAUUUCAAUACAUGCUUAAUCAUAUCGCAGAAUAUUAUCGUUUUAUUUAAACUAACUCGUUACAGUAUUCUCGCUAAUUUUAGCAUAUUUUUAUACCAUGAAAAGCAAUAUCGAAUGCUAGUGAGUAAUUUCUUUUUAAACGGUAUGAUUUCGUUAAAGUAACACUCUAAAUCGAAUUAGGACAUCGUGACUUGGAAUAUUAAUUACCAAUUCAGUUGACUCCUUGUAUAUUCUCUGAAACGCGCAAAUUGCACAAACGGCCUUGUUAGAUUUAAAAAGUAAUGUAUAUAUAUAGAUAUAUAUUGUAAAAAAUAUUUUCGUAUAAAUAAGGAUAUCACGAAUUAAUGUUUCAUUGAAACACGCACUUUGUGUCUUCCAAAUAUCAAAAAUAUUCAUAAUUUUUUAUCAUGAAUGUAUAUGAUAAUUGUUGAUAAGUUAGAGUUAGGACAUUAUGAGAGAUAAUUUGUUAAUGCACACACGAAAUAUAUUUUUCACUUUAUAUUAUCAAGUUUUUAAUGAAUCUAAAUCAGCGGACUAGUUGUUGAAAGACUGAUGGUGAUAUUGAUACGAUAUCGGACUAUUAAUAAAUCAUAAUAAACUAAAAAUUACGAAAUGAUUUCAAAUACUCAAGAAGGUAUCGCUAAAACAUCAAUUUAUGAUUGAAAUUUUGAAAAUGUUUCAUUCAAUCGCCUUCUGGAAAAUUCAAUUAAUUUAAAAUAUAUAAUACCAUAUUUAAAUUAGAAAUAAAUAUACAAGUCUGCAAGCAACAAAUUAAUUUGUAUUCUGCUAUUAACAACACUUAUUGAAAUGCUUAUUGAAAAAGUAGAAUUUUAUCCAAAGUUUUACACCAGUAUUAUUCUGAAUAAUCACCUUUAUAAUAUAAGUUAAGAGCACGUUGAUAUUUUGUUCUAAUUUUAGUCGGUUUUCCUAACUUUAAUUGACAUCAUAGACUCAGUGGCAUACUCUAGCAAUUAUAUGUCAGUUUGUGAAAAAACCGACUUUGUGAUAUGGAAUUGUUAGUUUUCUUCAAUUCACAAAUUAUAUCAGUAAAAAAGGAAUAAAGUAUCAAGGUUGUCAAAUUUUUGAGAAGUUUUUCGCGAAUAAUGUGAUAAUGACGUUACUUCGUGUGGGAGAUAAUAUAUUGCAAGUUGAGAAGAUAAGAAAAUUAUUUUAUAAGUUGAUAUAGAAUUUAAUGCACUAUAUACUGUGGUUAAGAUUUUUAUUCCUAUAUAAUUUAUAGUGUAUCGUUUUAUAAUCAAACUCGUCGAUAUUAGAAAACGAAACUUCUGCAUUGAAAAGCUGAAAAAAUAUUCAAUAUUUUUAUAAUAUUCAUCAUCUAGCAAUAUUGUUAUAAUUGUAAGGUGUUUUGUACCAAAUUAUAACACAUUCGAAGCCACAUUUAAAUACCAAAUAAAACAAUAUUAUUUCAUA